ACUCCUCACUUGGGCCACCUAUAUAUUGGUCCGUACCGGAGGCCCGAAUUUCCAGAAUUUUUCAGCACAAAAUACCAUAUUUUCGUUGCCGAGAAACACGCGGUCUAAUUUUUUUAAGGCUUGCACUUUCAAUACACACCCCAAGACGUUCUUGAGUUUCGAUCCGUUUCCCAAAUCGAUUCCAGCCAUUUAUUAGAUUUGAAAAUUUCCGACGCACACCGGUCUUAGCCACGGCUGCGGCUCAUCGCCCACUAGAUACUCAGACCAUUUUCGGGCCCAGCAAACCAAAGCUGCACAAUACAUUUCCACCCUUCUUUUCCCAGCCUAAUUUCAAAUCCAGACGCUUACUUCGUGAAAAUCCACACAAUGCAAAUGCUAUACACCUCCCCUUACGGGUUCCCACGUGAGGCCAAAUACGCGCAGUACAGACCCCCAGUUUCGGCAUUGUCGUCCCCUUCGGCAAAUUCGUCUUCAUCAUCCGAUUCACAGGACGACUUGUUGCCUGAAUUAUGGCUCGAGUCUUCGCCGUUGGAGAACUACUCGUUUCUGAGCCCCGAAACGGCCGUUCUUCCGGGUUCUGCCCAGCCACGUGUGACAGUUCAGCAGAACUUCCCCCUCAACCCUCGGUUUCUGAUGGACCAUGCCUCUGUUUUCGCGGAGCGUGACGCCCCAAGAGCUUUCGAAAGCUCUUUCUUGCUCCGUGAGGAGUCCUUGGAAUACGCUGAACUGCUCUUGCCGAACAGCCUCUUGUUUCCUGUGACCGGUGGGAACAGGACAAGCUCCAAAGCGCGUCACGAGCAUUCUGGGAAUGACUCGUGUUUGCCGCAAUUGUACAAGACCGAGCUCUGUGGGUCGUUCAUGAAACUGGGCACGUGUCCCUACGGAGGCAAGUGCCAGUUUGCGCAUGGCGAGAACGAGCUCAAGUCCGUUGAGAGACCCUCCAACUGGAGGUCCAAGCAGUGUGCCAACUGGGCCCGCAGCGGCUCUUGUCGGUACGGAAAAAGAUGUUGCUUCAAGCACGGGGACUGACCAUGUGGCAGGUCCUCGCCGGUGGACUGCGCACUGGCAUAUAUAUUUAUUCAAAGCCUUAAUGAUACUUAUGAUACUACCGCUCCACGUGCCCGUCUCCAUUUCUGUCUCCAUACGUUAUCC
Molecule: messenger RNA, 1152 nt
Organism: Metschnikowia bicuspidata var. bicuspidata NRRL YB-4993
Lineage: Eukaryota; Fungi; Ascomycota; Pichiomycetes; Serinales; Metschnikowiaceae
Gene: ZSF1
Product: Zsf1p
Exons: 2
Coding region: 367-1029 (220 amino acids)
Molecular function (GO): metal ion binding; mRNA binding
Source: RefSeq, a predicted model, not a curated record